Molecule: messenger RNA, 1266 nt
Organism: Miscanthus lutarioriparius
Lineage: Eukaryota; Viridiplantae; Streptophyta; Magnoliopsida; Poales; Poaceae
Source: the annotation of a GenBank genome assembly
AUGGACGCGCUCCCGGAAGGCGUCGUGCAGCACAUCCUCUCGCACCUCAGCAACGCCCGCGACGUGGCCUCCUGCGCCGCCGUCGCCCGCUGCUGGCGCGACUGCAUGCCCUUCCUCCCGUCGCUCUACUUCCCGCGGGGCGCCUUCGAGACCGUGGGUGGCGGGCCGGCGUCGGCGUCGGCGGUGGCCGCGGCCGACGACGCCAUCGGCCGGAUGGUCGACGCCGCCGCGCACCUCGAGGAGCUCGUCGUGUACUGCCCCUUCUCCGCGUCGCUGCUCCCGCGCUGGCUCGCGGCGCGCGCCGCCACGCUGCGCGUGCUCGAGCUGCGGGUGGACUCUGCCGCCGCCGACAAGUCGGGCCACCUGGACUCCAUCGGGGUGGCCGCGGGCCUCGAGGAGCUCAGGCUGUGGGGGCUCACGAUGACGCGCGCCCCCGCGUGGGGCCGGAUGGAGCGGCUCCGCGUGCUGGAGGUCGUCGGCGCCGUGCUCGAAGACGCCGCGGUCAACGGCGCCGUCGCCGCCUGCCCCAACCUCACAGACCUCGCGCUGCUCGGAUGCGAGUGCGCCGGAGAGGCGGUCAUCUCGCUCGCCCUGCUCGAGCGGUGCCGGCUCGACUUCGUCGGCUCUGGUAACUGCUCUCUCAGGUUCGCCGCGCCCCGCGUCGAGUCCCUUGAGAUCCAGGGCUUCUCCUUAAUCUCUCUGCAAGGUGGCCACCGUCUCAAACAUCUCACAAUCUCCAAGAACACUGGUACUGUGUAUCAUGUUGAGAUGGGGAAGCUCCCGGAGUUGGACCAGCUCUCGCUGCGCGGCGUCCAGUGGAGCUGGGGCGCCAUCAACUCGGUGCUGCAGUGCGCUGGUGAGGUGAAGCACCUGGUGAUGAAGGUUGAGUUCUGUGGUGACUAUGACACGCUGCAGCCAUUCCCGGAGAUCGACCUCGUCGAGUUCUUCAACAGCCACCCGAAGCUUCGCAAGUUCGAGAUCCACGGCGCCAUGUUCGCGGCGCUGUGUCAGAAGAACAGCCUGAAGAAGUUGGAUUCAAGGUUCGUGAUACCUUCCUUGGAGCAGGUCCUGGUCACCGUGCGGUCACCUCUGAAUGCUGAGCAGAAGCUGAACACCCUCGAGUCCAUUGUCAGGUACAGCGUGAGGCUAAGAAGGAUGGUCAUUAGGAUCUCGCAGAUGAAGAAUUGCCAUGAUGCUGCUGAUGAUUUCUUUGAGGAGAUUUGCAAGUUCACUUACAUGAACAGUGGGAGAGUGUGCAUAGAGUAG